Anopheles moucheti is the source of this 473-nucleotide messenger RNA. RefSeq lists its product as uncharacterized. NCBI's taxonomy places the organism in Eukaryota, Metazoa, Arthropoda, Insecta, Diptera, Culicidae. Gene Ontology annotation, cellular component: BBSome. The record is from RefSeq and is a predicted model, not a curated record. The coding region runs from base 180 to 473 and encodes 97 amino acids. The transcript has 2 exons. Gene Ontology annotation, biological process: receptor localization to non-motile cilium; cilium assembly.
CUCGUCUUGUUUUUGUUUAAUUGCAGCACUUAUCGGUGCUGAUUGUAGGUAUUAUUUGUGUUUUGAUAAACCGAACAGAUUCCUUUCCUUUCAACCAACACAAAGGAGCGUACGCUUGAAACCGUCUCGUUUCAUUUGUAGUGGCCCACGGCGUUGCAAACGGCCGACAAUGUUUUGCAAUGUCCCUAACCGUGGCCGAUACGACGACACCAGCUGAAACAGUACCAUCAUCAACCAGUACGGAGGAACGCAACAACAAGGGUGUGCGACAGCAACCGAUUACUCUAAUUUUGCCCACCAGCGGUAAGCUGUUUUUCGAGAAAAAACAAGAGUUCCAACUUUGCAAACCCCAGCUGCUCCCCCUGAAGUCGUUCAGUUUGGAGAAGUUGGAAAGAAUGCACCAAGAAGCGCAGCGACAGUUGCAGGAAACUCGUGCCCGAACCGCUGCUGCGAAUACCGGCCACAAAUUCUAA